AAGUCUCGACAUCUGUAGUCCUCGGUCGACUGCAGUUCAACCCCUCCCACCCUCCCUAGUGUUUCCGCAAGCUUUCGCUACUCAUCAUGUCUUUCUUCGGCUUCGACACGAACCUCCCUCGGGACAAGCAAGACAGAGAUGCUGGUCGCGGCUUCUUUGCCGGCCAGCAGGAUGCCUUUGCCUUUGCCAAUCGCGACAAUGCCGCCGAGCAGGGCGACGUCCUCAACUUCGAUGAUUCAUACGAUGCCUUGGGUGACAAGCUCGACGAGGCUGGCGAUGCCUUCAACGACGAUACCUUUGGUGGUGGUGGCCGUGUAGGCAAGGACUUCGACUUCUUCGGCACCACCAACAAGGUCGCCGGUACUCUGGAAGAAGAGCAGGCACUUCACUAUGCCCGUCAACCUCCCCCGAAUCAGCAGCGCUUCCAACACCAGCAACAGCAACAACCCAAGCCCGCUCGUUCUGGUUACGAAAACUACUCCAAGCCCGAGUACAUCCCUCAGCUCGAAGCCAAUGCCAGCAUCUGGGGUCUUCCUUCCAAAAGACCCAAUCAACAGCAGCAGCAGCAGCAGCAACAGCAGGAGCCCCAGUUCAAGCCCUCGACUCCUGCUAGCAGAAAGAUGAUGAGCCUCGAGGAGGUCGAGGCUUCAAUGCGCGCCCAGUCACGACCCCUGUCUGGCGCCAUGAACAUGCCUCAGCAGCACACUCCCGUCCAGGAGCCUUUCGGUGCUCCAGGAAGCUUCCCCGGUGUGCAGCAGAUGCAACAACACACUCCGCGACAGCCCUCGAGAGAGCCUCAGAUGGCUUCUCCUUUCCCUCAAGCCCCCCACAUGCCCGUCCAGCCUCCGCCAGGCAUGCAAAACCCCGGUUUGAUCGCUCAGCAGCUCCAACAACAGAUGCCCCCCACUGGCUCUCCUUCCGGUCCCCCACCCGGCGAGUCAGGCCAUGGCCACCGCGGCUCCUACUCUGGUCCUCCCAUCACCCAGGCCAACCAGAUGAUGCAGCUGUCCGAUGAGCAGCGUGCCCACUUCCUCGCUGAAGAAGCAAAACGCGCCAAGCGCAACCACAAGAUCUUCUUGCUGUCCAAGGACAACGGCCUCAUGACUCCCCAAGACAAGAACUUCAUCACUCGCAUUCAGCUGCAACAGCUCCUUACUGCCACUGGUGGCGUCGACGAGCAGUCUUCGGAUGCUCAACUGGCCGAGGACUUUUACUACCAGGUUUACGCUCAGAUCCGUGGUGCCCCAAGACAACACCCCGGUCAGCCUCUGAACCAGUUUGCUCAGACCUACCUUUUCCAGACCGGUGGUCGCUAUGGAGCAGGCCGCAGACAUCCUCGUGGUGGUGAUAACCACAUGCAGAGAAUGGAGCAGCAGGUUCAGCGCGCUGUCGAGGCUGCCAAGGCCAGACCCAAGAAUAGACAACUGAUUGUCGAGGGUAGCUUGGGCAAGAUUGCUUUCAGCAACUCCAAGACACCCCGUCCUCUACUGAGCUUCAAGCGCCCCGACAGUGAGAGCAAGACUCCCAGUCAAAGAGCUGCCAAGCCUAGCGUUGCGGAUCGCAAGUCCACUCUUCGCAACAUCGAAAACGUAUACGAGACUUUGAUGCAAAUGGAAGACCACGAGCGUCACCUCCCGCCGCCACCAAAUGAGGAGAGUCACCCUGAUGCUAUUCAGCGCCACAUAGAAUGGAGACAGAGGGCUCACGAGCUCAACCAGAAGCUGUGGUUCAACCUACGAGUUAUGGAGCCCAUCCAGCAAAAUCCUUCAAGUCCUCACCCUUUCAUUGCCAUCUUGUCUCACGCCAAGGGCAAGAAGGCCAUUCCCCGUGUCUUCCGCCACAUCGACGACCAACAGCGUCUGACCAUUUUGACCAUUCUCAUCAUCCACCUCGACAUCCUCGAUGUCAUCCGUUUGGCAUACCCUCACCCUGACGAACCUCAAUUGCCUCGCGCCGUCCGUGAUGAAGUCGAGCUGUUCAGCCAAGCUGUCAUUCCUACUCUGCUUGCCUACAUUGGCGAUGCUCCGCUCAACAUUAUUAGCGGUCUUGUUGGCCUUGUCCUCGACAGAGUAAAUGUGCAAGCAAUCGUCCGCACCAAGAUUGGUGUUGCCAUGCUCACCAUGCUCGUCUCGCGCGCCUUCCUCGUCAAGCAACAAGCAAGUGCUCAAGUCUCGGAUGAAGACUGGGCACAAUGGACUCAGCUCUACAACCGUCUCUUCGACCUAGCUGAGCCCGUCCUUCCUUACAUAUUCACCACCGAUAACGUCAACACCAGCAACGAUUUCGAGAUCUGGCAGUUCUUGGCUACUAUGGGUGUCAGCGCCAGUCCCGAGCAACAACAACGUUUGGUCUUGGGCGUCAAGGACAGAGUCAUGGCUACUGUGGAGAUCUCCAAGCAACUGCCUCAAGACAUGGCCGCUAGAAAAUUGGGCGAGGUCAACCUUUUCAUGAGAGCCAUUGGUUUGGAUGUUGAGUUGCUGGGUUAAUUGCAACAUGAGUUUCUAGCCGAAAGAAACAAGGCAAGAGUCAAGACUGUAUUUGGGGAUACAAGUCAACUCUUCCUCCUUUUAUCUCGGCAGGACCUUUCUUGUUCCUUUUACGAAAACGAAGUCAUUG
Molecule: messenger RNA, 2616 nt
Organism: Aureobasidium pullulans EXF-150
Lineage: Eukaryota; Fungi; Ascomycota; Dothideomycetes; Dothideales; Saccotheciaceae
Exons: 2
Coding region: 87-2486 (799 amino acids)
Biological process (GO): P-body assembly; deadenylation-dependent decapping of nuclear-transcribed mRNA
Cellular component (GO): P-body
Molecular function (GO): RNA binding
Source: RefSeq, a predicted model, not a curated record